Columba livia (rock pigeon) is the source of this 3495-nucleotide messenger RNA. It is a transcript of the gene DERL1, whose product is annotated as derlin 1. NCBI's taxonomy places the organism in Eukaryota, Metazoa, Chordata, Aves, Columbiformes, Columbidae. The record is from RefSeq and is a predicted model, not a curated record. Gene Ontology annotation, biological process: endoplasmic reticulum unfolded protein response. Gene Ontology annotation, cellular component: endoplasmic reticulum membrane; Hrd1p ubiquitin ligase ERAD-L complex. Gene Ontology annotation, molecular function: ubiquitin-specific protease binding; misfolded protein binding. Bases 190 to 945 code for a protein of 251 amino acids. The transcript has 8 exons.
CUGAAGGGGCGGGGCCGGAAGCGGCGGCUCGGCCGAAUUCGGCGGCGCCACGUCUGUGUGGGGGCUCUCCUCCCUGCCCGGGGCGGCGGCGGUGGGAGCAGCGGGCGGAGCGCGGCCGGACUCUCGCUUCUCCCUCAGCGGCCGGUUGGUAGCGAGGCCUCGGCGGCGGCCGGGCGCGGCGCCGGUGACAUGUCGGACCUGGGGGACUGGUUCCGGAGCAUCCCGCUGAUCACCCGCUACUGGUUCGCCGGCUCCAUCGCGCUGCCGCUCAUCGGCAAGCUGGGCCUCGUCAGCCCCGUCUACCUCUUCCUCUGGCCCGACGCCUUCAUAAACCGCUUCCAGAUCUGGAGACCGAUAACUGCAACUUUCUUCUUCCCAGUGGGACCUGGAACAGGAUUUCUCUACUUGGUGAAUUUGUAUUUCUUGUAUCAAUACUCAUCACGAUUAGAAACAGGGGCUUUUGAUGGAAGGCCAGCAGAUUACAUGUUCAUGCUCCUGUUUAACUGGAUCUGCAUUGUUAUAACUGGCUUGGCAAUGGACAUGCAGUUGCUGAUGAUUCCACUCAUCAUGUCAGUACUUUACGUGUGGGCCCAGCUGAACAGAGAGAUGAUUGUAUCGUUUUGGCUUGGAACAAGAUUUAAGGCCUGUUACCUUCCGUGGGUCAUUCUGGUAUUCAACUACAUCAUCGGUGGAUCAGUCAUCAAUGAGCUGAUAGGAAAUCUGGUUGGACACCUGUAUUUCUUCUUAAUGUUUAAAUAUCCAAUGGAUUUGGGAGGAAGGAAUUUUCUGUCCACACCUCAGUUCCUGUACCGCUGGCUGCCAAAUAGGAGAGGAGGAGUGUCGGGGUUUGGUGUCCCACCUGCCAGCAUGAGAAGAGCCGCAGAAGAACAGCGAGGUGGUGGAAGACACAACUGGGGCCAAGGUUUCCGGCUGGGUGACCAGUGAAGAACUCCUGCCCUUGGAAAAGAGCAACUCUCUGCUUUCAAUUGGAUGUAUGACCGACCCUUCCUGCUGCAGAGCAUGCUUAAGAACUGAGCUCUCUGUAGUACUGUUGGAUUUAACUGAUUAGAAAGAAUUUUUCUGCUUCAAGAGAAAAUUAAAAGCUCCAGAAGGGAAAAAUGUAGAUCUUGCUCCAGGUUAGCCAGUAGUGUCCAAUCUGAUUCUGCCAUUAAAAAAAGACUUCUCUAUACAGUAUUGUCUGUCUGUCGCAGUGGACAUCCAUUAUGCCGCCUUGUUCUGUGAUGUGAUGGGACAAGGUAAUGGUUUCUGUCUCACCUGGUACGUUAAAAGCUUUGUUGUCCGUGGUAAGGUAAGAAUUCAGUGUGAGAUGGAUGGAUCAAGCUAAGCCCAAAGUUAGGAAGCUGACUUUUUCCAUAGCUGUGCUUAAGUCGCAGGGUCUUUGGAAACAUCAUUUGAUAUCUCUCUGCUGCACUCAUAAAGCAAAGGGCAGAUGUUUAAUUUCCAUUAUUAAGCUAUGUUUUGACAGGAGCUUUUUCUUACCAUGCAGCAUUUGUCCUCCCUGCUACAGCACGGGAUGGGCAAGACUGAGGAUAAGAGGGUUUUAAUUUGAAAUGGCAAUAACAGAUACUUACAGAAUUGAAAUCUCUGGACUUGUCAUGGCGUAUUACAAGGCUUGCUCUGAUAAAGCUGAAGUUGUCUGGCUUGGGGUUUGUUUGUUUGUUUCCCCCCAAGAUCUGUGAAUUCUUGUCUUCAAGGUUUCUAUUUUGAUUGCAAAAUUGGGUAGCACAAAUACUACUUAAACUAGCAAAUAUAACAUAUUGUGAUUAAUGUAAAGGAUACUGACUGCAGCAUUGUUUAACUGAUCUUCAUCUUUCUCUUAAAAGCUUUAAGAUGUCAAGGAAUCAAAGCUGGAAAUAAACUUUUCCAGGAUCAAGAUACAAUAGACCAGAUUGCUUUACUACAGGACUCUUUCAUUGUCAAAUAAGAAAUUAUAUACACUGUUUGUUAGUAUCUGUACAUUUUUGGUAAAACUUUUUUGACACAGAGAAGGAAAUGAUUCUGUACAGUAGUUUUCCUCGUACUGGGUUCCCGUGGGCAGAGCACAGGGCUAAGAUGUGGGAAGCUGUAACGCUACUGACUCACCGCAUGGACUUGAGCAAACUUCUUAUCUCAGUUUUCCCAGCUGUCAGGAGGAUUCAUAGUUGUUUCACAGCACUUCCCAGAGGUAUAAUAGCUGUCCCCAACUCCCCUAGGUGGGAGCUGCUAGCGAGCGAGGUGAGGCUUAGGCCACAUAAAUGAAAACACUUAAGCUAGGAACACAAUUACUCUAGGCUUAACCAAGGGUUCUAAGUUGGAAUAUAGUUGCUCCCUUUUCAUUUUAUAGUUGGAGGAAGAAGAGCACCAUCACUAGGAUGAGAUUCGAGUCUUUGAAUUACCCUUUAGCUUUUAUCUAUCUUUUUACUGGGUAGAUAGGGCACAGAAGGCUGUCCUGCCCUAGCUUAGGUAUCUCAGGUAUAUCUAUAAGUAGAUGAAGUGAAUCUGGGCAAAGCAUUUUUAUUACUACUUUGUUUCUUCACUAAACCUGGGUUCUGAAGGUUUAAAACUUGUAAAUACUAAAUGAUGUGAAACUUGGGGGGAAAAUAAGCAGUCAGACUGGAAGUUUUCAGCUGGCUUGCUUGAAAAAGACACGUGCUCCGUUUCUUCACUGCAACUCAAUUUUGUCGAUCUGGCUUGCGGAAAAAUGUAGAAAACUGGUUAUGAUCAUAUUGUGCGUUUAGGUUUUACAAGAACUUGAGUUCAGAAAUCACCGGCCAUUUUUGUCCAGUGAUGAGUUUUAAAGAUGCUCUUGUCUUUUUUGUAUAAAAUGGUAGGUAGAAAAGAGGACUGCAGUGCUGUAAAUACUAAUGUCAUUGACCGACAGCUGUUCUUUGAUGCAAACUUGAAAAGUCUGAGAACCAUCAUUUUUAUAGGAGUCAGGAUGCAGCUGGUCUUUUUAGUCAUAGUAAUAUCGCUGUCUCCAAAGCGUUUGUCUUAAUUUUGAGCCAGGACCUAACUGUUAAGUGAAGACGCAAUGGUUUGCGACUCAGCUAAAUCCUCGACACAUUCAAACUGCAGCACGUGUUGCACAGAAGGCCAGGAGGAAGGUUUAGGUGGGAGGAAGGAUGGCAGAAGUCAUUGUCCUGGCCCACUGCACUGUGCUGGUCUUGCUUUCUAGUCCAUCCUCCUCCUCUAAAUUAAGAGGAAAAGGUUUGCAAGGAGAAGAGACUUCUGAUAAGUCUUGAUUAGCUUGUGAACUGCUUCAAGUCAAUUUACUUUGGUUUAUGAAAAAUUCACUUCAGAAUUCCAUAUUACGAGCUCAGUUUGUUCAUUUUUCACUUGUUGCUCGACUUGAAGCACUGUUUGUCCUCCAGUGUACACUGACAAUGGCCGUCUCAUGUUAAAUGGGUACCUCAUUUCUUAUUUUGUACAGAUAAUUUCCCUUUUUGUAAUCAAUUUUUUUGUUGGCAAAGUUUUAAAUUAAAGUUUUAAUCUCUG